UGGUGGUUGCAGCCAGGUGCUCUUGUGAUUUGCGCAGACAAAGCUGGAUUUUCAUUCGAAGAGACUAAAGUAGUACCAACGUUUGGAUCGAUAUCUGCAUCGAUCUGCCCACCCUUGUCUCCUGGAUCGUAGCUGAGAUCAGCGUGAACCACGUGGGUCUCUGCUCCCUGAUCUGUUUCCUGUGUUUGGAAAGAGUUCCAGCUUCAUCACGGAGUUUCUCUCGGUUUGUGGGCUCAUCUAAAGCUGAUCAGCAGGAGGAGAAGAGUCUGACGGAGCAGCAGAGGAACAUUUUCAGCCAUCUGGACUCAGCUGAGUCACUACAGAGGAAACAAUGAGCUCAACACAGAAGGACCAACAUGGAGCGAGAAGUCGGCGCUCUCAGGAGGCCGACAAACCUCACAGAAGAAAGAGAGAGAAAAAACACACCUGUGACGAGUGUGGGAAGGGUUUUACUUUUAAGGCAUUCCUAAAACGUCAUCAGGUCAUCCACACUGGAGAGAGACCGUUCAGCUGUGACUUGUGUGGAAAGUCUUUUUCCUCCGUGGGUUCUCUAAAAACACACCAACUCAUCCACAGUGGAGUUAAAGCGUACAGCUGUGAUCAGUGUGGCAGAGCUUUUAAUCGCAGUAACGGCUUACAGAGGCAUCUAGUUACCCACUCUGGAGUUAAGGCAUACAGCUGUGACAUCUGUGGAAAGAAUUUCAGCCAGAGUGGAAGCCGAAAUGCACAUCUACGCAUUCACACAAGAGAAGAUGUGUACUGCUGUGAUCAGUGUGGCAAACACUUUGCUACAGACGCACACUUACAACGCCACAUGUUUACCCACACUGAGGAGAGACCUUAUAAAUGUGACCUGUGUGAGAAGACUUUUAAAACUCCAUAUUACCUGAAACUACACCAAAAGAUCCACACCAGAAAGAGACUCUACAAGUGCAGUUACUGUGAGAAGCAGAGCGACACAGAUGGAUCCAGUUCUCAACCCUGUCAUCGCUGUGGUGGUGGGAAAGAGUUUCGUUGUGACCUUUGUGGAAAAACUUUCAAUUGGCAAGUCUCCCUAAAAAAACAUCAACGUAACCACACCUUAGACAAACUGAAAUACUGCAAAGAAUGUGGGAGAAGCUUCACCACAUCACGUGACUUAAAAAACCAUGAACUGAUUCACAGUGGGGUGAAAAAGCACCUCUGUGAUCAGUGUGGGUCAUCUUUCACUACUUCAAGUCACCUUAAAACACACGAACGAGUCCACACAGGAGAGAAACCAUACAAGUGCAGAUACUGUGACAAAAGCUUCUCACGAUCAGGUCAUCUUAAACUUCAUGAACGUACUCACAUGGAAGGAAACUACAGCUGUGACCAGUGUGACAAGAACUUCAGGAGUCUCAGUUCAUACUCUGAACACAAACGAUCCCACGUUACUAAUAAACUGUUUCACUGUUACCAAUGUGCCCAAACAUUCACCUCAUUGUCUGCUCUGUGCAAACAUCAGCGUGAUCACUCAGGGCUGAAAUCACUCCCAUCACUGGAUCACAGUGAAUCUGAAGAGACAGAAAGAUCUUCUUCUGGUUUCUGUGUCAGACUUUAAACUCUUGAGAUCAGGCUCCACAGAGUUCAGGUGAAAUCUCCUGUAAAGAUCUGAUGAGGCAGCUGUGAAUGAAAAUGUUCCAGUAGUUACAUUUUAACCCCCAGGGGUCGACGGACGCACCGGCGUGUCAAAAUCACAUGCCCAGUUUAAGAUGCAACAACAAAGGUGCAGCAACCCAGAGUCUCUAUUUCAACUUAGGUUGAAAGUGUGGACUCAAACUUUAUACCAGUUUUUAAAAUGAUAGGCCACGUAAAAACAGAGUGAUGAUUUAAAAAAAAAAAAAAGCGCAAUGUUUGUUUUUUUCCUGAAUAAAACAUUGUUAUUUACAGCGGGAAGAAACGGUAUGAACUUUUAGGAUUUUCUUUUAUAACAUAUAUACUGGACUGGACAUACUCACAGAUAUACUAUGUAAUCAUAUAUACUCGUAUACAACACACACACACACACACACACACACACACACACACACACACUGAAGUGUUUAUAUAAUGGAAUCACUGUGAAAAGCAUCUAACUUACAUGUUUAAAACCACAAGAACAACAUAUUUAAGUCAAAUAUAUUCUACAAUUAUAUUAAUGGUGUUUGCGCGACUUGUAUGAACACAUGUUGAUCAAUAACAUGAGACAAUUGGGAUCAAUGAGUAACCUUUGAUUGUGCUAUGGCCAACGAUGAUAAGUGCAAACAUGGAGCUAAUUCAACUUUCUCUUUCUCUCUGUUCAUCUUUAUUGCCUCAUGUUGUGUCCAGUGUUUCCAAAGCCUAUUUGGUAAACAAACCUGGCCUGCGGGGGAUGCAUCUGGGAUUGUUUUUCUCGCCUCAGCUGCCAGAAAGCGAGAAAACCACUUUCUUAUCAUGGAUAGCAGUCUACUUCUGGCACACACACUUAAAAAAUGGUCAAAAUGAUUAAGAUAAGAUAAGAUAAGAUAACCUUUAUUAGUCCCACACGUGGGAAAUUUGUUUUGUCACAGCAGGAAGUGGACAGUGCAAAAGUUA
Messenger RNA from Pelmatolapia mariae (spotted tilapia), 2574 nucleotides. Its product is annotated as zinc finger protein 271-like. The record is from RefSeq and is a predicted model, not a curated record. Bases 332 to 1582 code for a protein of 416 amino acids. The transcript is spliced from 4 exons. Lineage: Eukaryota; Metazoa; Chordata; Actinopteri; Cichliformes; Cichlidae.